GUUGCCAAAAGAAACCAGAGAACAGCUGGUCCCAGUUGGAUUACAACUGUUAUAUCUUGUGUGAUCUGUGAUGUGGAACACACUGAUCUUGGCAAGCUCACCAGUGGAGAGGAUAUUCAUUGAGGCUGGCAGUUUUAAUGUGGCACAGUGUGGAACCCACGGGAAGAUGACGGAAGAGGUGAUAGUGAUUGCCAAGUUUGACUAUGUGGCCCAGCAGGAGCAGGAGCUCGACAUAAAGAAGAAUGAGCGACUGUGGCUCUUAGAUGACUCUAAAUCAUGGUGGCGCGUUCGAAAUUCCACAAACAAAACUGGCUUUGUACCUUCAAAUUACGUGGAAAGAAAGAACAGUGCAAGGAAAGCUUCUAUUGUGAAAAAUCUAAAAGAUACCUUAGGAAUUGGAAAAGUGAAACGGAAACCAAGUAUUCGUGACACUGCAUCCAAUGCAGAUGUGGAUGGUUACCCAGACAAUGGAGAACGUCUAUAUGAUUUGAAUGCUCCCGCUUAUGUCAAGUUCAACUACACAGCAGAGAGAGAUGAUGAGCUAUCUUUGGUUAAAGGAACAAAAGUUACCGUCAUGGAAAAGUGCAGCGAUGGCUGGUGGAGGGGUAGUUAUAAUGGACAAACUGGUUGGUUUCCUUCAAAUUAUGUCAUGGAAGAUCUUGAGGGCACCACAGUUGAACCUGUGGGAUCAUUGACAGAAAGACUAGCAGUUGUGAUCAGUGCACACAAUGCCAAAGUACUUCAUGUUGUGCAGGCUCUAUACCCAUUUAGUUCUUCGAAUGAAGAGGAGCUUAAUUUCGAGAAGGGUGAAGUGAUGGAUGUUCUUGAGAAACCAGAAAAUGAUCCAGAAUGGUGGAAAUGUAGGAAGGCUGAUGGGCAAGUAGGUCUGGUACCUAAGAACUAUGUGAAUAUUGUGCAAACAUCACCACCAGUCAUUAGCCUUGGUCCAACACCACCUCGAUGUGACUACAUAGGAGCAGCAACUACUGGCAGGUUUGCUGGUAGUCCAUGGUAUUAUGGAAAGAUUACAAGGCAUCAAGGAGAAGUGGCUCUGAAUGAAAGAGGAGUUGAUGGCGAUUUCAUAAUUCGAGACAGCGAGUCAUCACCCAAUGACUUCUCUGUGUCUUUGAAGGCCCAAAACAAAAACAAGCACUUCAAGGUACAGUUGAAGCAAGGUCUCUACUGCAUUGGACAGCGCAAAUUUGACAGUAUGGAAGAUUUAGUGGAACAUUACAAAAAAGCUCCAAUUUUCACAAGCGAACAGGGAGAGAAAUUGUUUUUAGUUAAACCUUUAUCUUAAUGCGGAAGGUAAAGAUCCACUGAAAUGGAUUCUUCUUGCAGGGAGAGAAAAAAACAAUGGAAGCAAGGAAAAUUAUGAUUUUUAUCUGACUUACUGGCAAUAAUGACCUAAAACAACAGAUUUACUUAAGUUUUCAAUUUUAACUACACUUUGUGUCCCAUUUGCAUUGUAAUGCUGUUUAAUUUUGGAUAACCCUUUCUUGUAUGUAAAAUUUUGUGCCUUGCUUCUGUUGAGCUGCUCGUUGUGAACACACUGCCUACAGUUACCUUUUUAUCAUAAAUUUGUCCCACUUUGCCCAAUAAUCUUGAAUUUUUUAUAUUUCACUUACUACAUGCUAUAUAUAGUAUAUCACUUAUUAAGUCUUACUACAGGUCUUUGAAAUGUCUCUGUGCUUUAGAACCUUGUUGAUUAGCUUGUGAUAUGUGAGAUGUGAAAUUUUAUGUAUUGUGUGUUUAGAAUAUUCAUUUGCCUUUUCUGACUUUUCUUCAGUUAUUCACAAGAGAUAUCGAUCAACUAUGAUUUAAUUUUGUUUGAACUCUUUUGGUAGAGGGUGCAAAUUGCAUCAGGAUAAGUGCUCUAGUGUGACAUAAAAUGUGGACAUACCAGAUUUUGCCUUAAUCUUUCAAACCAAAGGCUGUGUAUAACUACUGUAAUGUUUAUAUAUAAAGUUACAGUUUAAUCACACUUUGGUAGGUCCCGCAUUAGGAUGUGACUUUAGUAAUAUCCUUUAAUAUGUUUGUGUCUGUAUUUAACUCCUAGGUUGAAACAUAACUGAUUUGAAUUGAUCUGUCAUGUUUGAUCACAGUCUCCACUUAAUGCUUGCUUUGUUAAUGGCUCAUAUUAGGGGUGCAUCAUAUAUUGUGUUGUUUAGCUUGUAAUA
Rhincodon typus (whale shark) is the source of this 2180-nucleotide messenger RNA. RefSeq names its product NCK adaptor protein 1b (gene nck1b). The transcript is spliced from 5 exons. Bases 71 to 1300 code for a protein of 409 amino acids. NCBI's taxonomy places the organism in Eukaryota, Metazoa, Chordata, Chondrichthyes, Orectolobiformes, Rhincodontidae. The record is from RefSeq and is a predicted model, not a curated record. Gene Ontology annotation, biological process: positive regulation of translation in response to endoplasmic reticulum stress; negative regulation of PERK-mediated unfolded protein response; negative regulation of endoplasmic reticulum stress-induced eIF2 alpha phosphorylation. Gene Ontology annotation, molecular function: protein binding.